Molecule: messenger RNA, 5255 nt
Organism: Vanessa atalanta (red admiral)
Lineage: Eukaryota; Metazoa; Arthropoda; Insecta; Lepidoptera; Nymphalidae
Gene: Prestin
Product: prestin
Exons: 18
Coding region: 197-2278 (693 amino acids)
Biological process (GO): transmembrane transport
Cellular component (GO): membrane
Molecular function (GO): oxalate transmembrane transporter activity; sulfate transmembrane transporter activity; bicarbonate transmembrane transporter activity
Source: RefSeq, a predicted model, not a curated record
UUUUAGGUUAUGUUUUUAUUAUUUUUUUGUACAAAAAUAUAACGUAAUAUGUAAAUAGAAGUAAUAUGUACACAUAUAUUGCAUACUUUAUAAAAACGAACAUAUUGGAUGUAUUCAAUGUGUGAUUUUAAUGCAUUAAGUGAGUAAAGUGAUUAUGUUGUGAUACAAAUUUGAAGUGUACAGAAGUGAGUUAACAAUGAGGACCGGUAGUGAGACCAAGGACUCUGAAAAGGAAAAGUUGAACCCAAAUGGAUGGCUGCAGUCCCGGCCCAGCCAGCAGUUCAACGUUAUCCGACGUGUCUACCAGCAGGAUGCUCUCAAUAAGGAUGCUGAUUAUCAGGUCCCGGAAAAACCAUUGGGAUACAGAUGCAAGAGGGUAGUUCAAAACUGUGGCUUUGGUGAUUGCCUCCUGAACUCGCUACCAAUUGCAAGAUGGCUGCCACGCUACAAUAUGAAGAAGGAUUUGGUGGGUGACCUGGUAGCCGGCGCUACGACUGCAGUCAUGCACAUACCACAAGGUAUGGCCUACGCGAUGUUAGCUGAAGUGCCUCCUAUAGUCGGUCUAUACAUGGCAUUUUUCCCAGUACUUAUAUAUGUGAUAUUUGGCACCUCACCCCAUGUGUCAAUGGGGACGUUCGCGGUCGCCUGCCUUAUGGCGGGUAAGGUAGUUUCACAGCAUUCAUCUCACGCGGAAUUAGUCAACGCUGUUAACGUCACAACUUCAGAAGGUCCACCUUUCUUAACCGGAGGAUAUUCCCCAGUGGAAAUACUCAGCGUACUUUCCUUAACUAUUGGCAUAAUGCAAGUGAUAAUGUGGAUGAUGAGGCUGGGCGCGGUGUCCACUCUGCUCUCGGAGCCUCUCGUGUCUGGUUUCACGACCGCAGCCUCCUUCCACGUUCUCACAUCUCAACUGAAAGACCUAUUUGGGGUCAAGCUACCAAAAUUAGGAUCCAAUUACAAAGUUAUAUUUACUGCUAUUGAAAUUGUCAAGAGUAUUCCAAACGCAAACUGGAUCGCGUUCGCGAUAUCAGCGAUCACGUGCACAAUAAUUGCGUUGAAUAAUGAAAUCUUAAAGCCUCGGAUAAGCAAGAUAAGUCGCGUCCCGGUGCCUAUAGAACUAAUGGCAAUAGUAUUCGGAACUCUGGCUUCUAAAUUUGGUAAUCUCAAAGAGUUAUACGGAGUUUCUUUAGUUGGAACUAUUCCUACUGGUCUGCCAGAACCCAAAGUACCGGCUAUAGAAAUGAUCCCCACGAUAGCCCUAGAUGCCUUCACCAUCACCAUGGUGACAUACACCAUAUCCAUGUCCAUGGCGUUGAUCUUCGCGACCAAGGAGAAGUAUGAAGUGGAUGCCAAUCAAGAGCUACUGGCUUUGGGAGCAAGCAAUAUGUUUGGGUCAUUCUUCGGCUGCGCCCCACUCUGCGCGAGUUUAUCCAGAUCUUAUAUCCAGUAUCAGGCAGGUAGCAAGACGUGUCUAACCUCUGUGGUUAGCGCUUCCUUGAUCUUAUGCGUUCUGCUCUGGGUGGGGCCCUUAUUCGAGCUGCUGCCUCGUUGCGUGCUGGCUUCCAUAAUCGUUGUGUCUCUGAAGGGCAUGUUCAUGCAGGUCAAGGAGCUGGCCAAAUUUUGGAAUCUGAGCAAAUUGGAUGCAAUCGUAUGGCUCGUCACGUUCUUGAUCACGUUGUUAAUAGACAUUGACAUUGGACUUGGAGCAGGAUUAUUAGCAAGUGUGGCGACAUUGUUCUGUCGUUCUCAAAAACCGUACACGUGUCUCCUCGGACGAGUCCUGGAUACAGAUCUAUAUCUAGAUAUAAAGAGGUACCGAGCUGCAGAAGAAAUAUCAGGUAUCAAAAUAUUCCACUAUUGCGGCGGUCUCAAUUUCGCAACUAAGAAUCUGUUCCGUGUGACUCUGUUCAGGAAGAUCGGGUACUUUAAGCAGCAACAGGCUGAUGACGAAAGCAACCUCGCUAAGAGUGAAUCGCUUGAAUGGGACUCGACUAUAAGCAAUAAGGUGCAAUGUGUAAUAAUCGACGCCACUGCGUUGUCAUACGUAGAUGCGCCAGGGAUAAAAAGUCUCGUCGCAGCUCAAAAGGAACUGGUGGCUAACGACAUCACAGUUCUACUUGCGGGCGCUAAUGGACCAGUAUUAGAAAUGAUUGAACGAUACAAUUCCCUAGAAUCUGAACAACUACAAUUAGACACGUUCCCCACCGUUCACGAUGCUGUCGUCUACUACAAGAUGUUAGAAGCAAAGAAAGAUACAUCUAUAACCAUACAAACGUGAUAAACGAGUUCAAUUACGAGUAUGUAGUUAAACAUAUACGUUGUUUUAAAUCCAUUGCAUUCUGAGGCUUAUGAUUUGUAAGAUAGAACUCAUAUUUGCUUGUCGUAAGUUUUUGAGCUUAUAUGCACGGACAAUAAAAUUAUACAGGACUUUAAAUAGUACAACCCGAACCAAACAAGCUUCGGUUAUUUUGUCUCAUAGUGGUCUCUUUUGAGCCGAUAAUAUAUAUAUUUUGUGAAAAUAUAUGUUAGUGAUUUUUUGUAUUGUACUUAGUUAUUUUAAACAAUAUAAACCGUUUUAUGAAAUAUGAUUAUGAAAAAUUUACAGUUUUAUCGUUAUUUUAUUGGAAAAAUGGAAGUUGAUAAGCGAGAUCUGUAGGGAGAUGUUACGUUUAUUAUUUAAUAAGCGGCCGCUAAGAGAAUUGGCACAGGUUCAUGAUCGAACGACGACGUCACUUUGAAAUGGCGAAUAACCUACGAUAACAGUACUACAAUUGUUUAAUUGCCGUACUAACGAAUAAUAUAAUUCAAAAAUAGAAUAAUUUUGAUAUAUUUUUACAUACAUAAUGCGCUUUGACAAUGUUAUGUCAACAGUUUAUUUUUGUUCUGUAUCAAUUGUCAUGAUCAACUGACAGACGUCAGAAAUGCAUUCCCUUAGCGGCGGAAAGGCUUAUGAAAUAAUAUAACACGUGUUACUUAAGAAUGUUAAUUAUAAAUUCUUAGAAUAUUUUUAUUUUUUAUCAGUGAGAAUAUUAUUAACAUACAUUUUAUGUAGUAUUAUAUUGGCUGUAUUAGCGUUAUUGAAGAUUUAUUUAUGAAAUAAAUAAAGCGGAACCAAGUAAUUAUAAAUUGUAUUUCGAAUUUUUAAGUAAUGAGCCACAGUGGCAUAAAACUAUAUCUCAAAUUUUUAUUCGAAGAAUAUAAAUGAAAUUUAUAAUAUAAUAACUCGAAUAUAAAAUAAACAAACAAAUUGUUUUUACGAACCAAAACGAAUGUAGACAUCGAAUUUAAGGCCAACUUUAAACCACUAUAAUCCAAUAGUUUAUUCUUACUGUAAAUAAUAUGUUUGUAUUUUUGUAUCGUUAAAUAUAUUCUAACACAAUUCAUAUUAAAAUACGUAAUAAUUUUAAUAAUUACGACUCAGUACUUAUCAUUGCAGUUAGGAUUAGUAGUUUAUCGAUUUAGAAGAAUAAAUUACCUUCUAUUUAUUAAUUACUAUUUCUGUAAAAAAAAAUAAUUCUGUACCCUGGUGCUAAAAUAAAUGCUUAUCUAUGAAUAAAAUCUAACCCACAUUUUGCCGUUAGCCCACUCAUAUAAAAUAUAAUAAAUUUAUUUGUGCUGAAACGGCAUAAGCUUAACUAAUACAGACAUUCGACAAUAAUAUUCAAAACGCGUACGUUUUAUAAAACAAUAGACAUACAUUUGUUCGUUGUUUAUAUUCUGAUUAAUAAAAGUUAGGGUCAUUGAUAUUUAGCAUCAGGCCAUAGAGUUAUUCCUUAAUAACAUCGAUUUAAAAACGAACAAAUAUCUCGUUUAGUAGGUAGUCCAUAAAUUAUCUAAAUAUCGGGUGCGAUUCGGUCCAGUCGCUGAGAGAAUGUGCUUAUUAAUACGUAACUUUGAAAUGACGAGGAUUUAAAUUAAAAACGAUCUAUUACCUAUAUAUGUUCUUUAGGGGGUGAUUAUUUAAGCUAAGAUGUCCCCUUCUUUCGAAUGUCAAAUCAAUGUUAUCUAAAAGAGAGUAAUCACUGUUUAACUACAGAAUUCAUUUUUAAUUAUGUUAACUCACAAUAAAUUUUAUAAUUUUGAGUUAAAUGUAAUUUUAAAUACUUUCGAAAACUUUUUAUUUUAAAUCCAUAAAUCGCCAUUACAAGGUUCGGUCAACUGCUUAUUUCUGUAGUGUGUCACUUGUCAUAACCAAAUGAUAGACGUCAAAACUUUCUGUCAGUGGGCAUAACAAUAUAAUUGUUGCCAAAAAAAAAUAUUGUCACAAAGGUACCGUUGCUUAAUAAACACGGCUAGUGCUAGCGAAGUGGAAGUUAUUGGAUUUUUAUCAGUUAUUAUUUAACGUCGCUUGUUAAUGUUUGGGUGAAAUAUUGCAAUCUAAUUGAAGCCAGAUCCAUCUAAAUUAUUAAGCUGAAAUUAUUGCACAUAUUUGGUGCGAGUGACAAUUCCAUCCAGAAUAUACAUGGACUAAUUGAACCGUGUCGUGCAGAAAUCUUCCAACCCACAGAAACUCUAAUAAGAGUUAUUUAGAUUUAUAAAACAAAUUUAAAUUUGUCCGCACAACACAUUAAAUAGAACUAAAACAAAAGACUUUUGUUUUAGUUCUAUUUAAUUAUCGUAGUGUGCGUGAUAGCUACACUUGACGCUCGCCAAACGUCUUACCAGUGUGCGUAGACUCAGUGCCCAACUGUUGGCCACUAUUUUUUUCGACGCAUCCUCAACUUUCGUAGUCUAUCUAGACUUAAAUAAUCGAAGUAAAAUCGGUAUUUUAAAUACAUAAUCGACAUCUAAAUAGCGAAAAGUUUAUAUCGCACUGCUGAAAAAACACGUGGUUCUAUUUUAACAAGUCUUAAAACUUGCAAUAGUACUUUAGUAGUAUAGUACUUUAAGCGUACGUUAAAUAUGUGAGUGAAAUUCAAUUCGAGGAUCCAAAUCGUGACUAUAAAAUUCGUCCAUGUUCAUCAUUCAUCAUCAAUCAUUCAGUAAUCCAUUCGUGUGAUUCGCAGUGCGAUCCUAUCCUAAACGCGACGGCGUUUAUUUGUCAGACGAGUGCUUGUUAGGUGAAUGAGUGAUAAUAUAUAUUUAACAUUGAUUUUAAAGCAAUAAAAGUUGUUUAAUACACGAUAGGCUUAUAAAUUAAUUGUGCAAUAAUUAUAGCAUCUUGAAAUGUUUUAUUUUUGAUUAAUAACGUAUUUUUGUAAUAUAUAAUGUAGUCAAUAUUUUUGUGUCAUUGUGAUAUUUUGUACCUAAAAUAA